AUGGCGAGUCUUUUAUUAGAUCUAUUGAAGAAAAGACCCAAAAUAUUAUCAAAUAAUAGUAAUAAUCACGGUGGUAGCAUUAAUGGUUUAAAAAAUGUACCAAACCAUAAUAACACCAAUCUUGCUAAUAGAAGUAAAAAUGUAAUAGAUCCAAAGAUUCACUCUCCCUCCAACAAUGCUCUGCAUAUACAUACAGAUUGUACUUUAAAAUUAAUAAACCCCCCAGCAACUUAUAAACCAAAUGAUGUAUUAUGCGGAGAGGUACAUUUAAAAUUACAACAGGAUAUAGCCAAUAUUCAAUUGAUUUUAAUUUUUGAAGGAGAAAUCACAUUAAAAGUCAAGCGAGCUUCACAUGUUAUAACCAAAUGUGAUCAUAAAAAAUUGUUUUAUAAAAAAAUUACACUUUAUGGCAGUAAUAAUAAAAGUGCUGCUGAUUUUGAUACAAAUAACGAAUGCAUACUUAAUGGUUUGACAAAGGGUGAACAUAUUUUCCCAUUUAAAAUUAAAAUACCCGGCACUAAUAAUAAUAAUAGUAAUAACAAUACCGACAAUAAAUACAACAAACGAAUAUAUACUUCAAUUAAUUUCGAAAAAGGAUCAAUAAGUUAUUCCCUAACUGCACAGCUCGAAUCCCUGUCAAAUAACGGUCAUUCUCACAGCAAUACCAGUAAAACUUUGGGCAUUUUAGACAAUAAUCAAGAAAGGGGGAAUGAUGAAAACAAAGAUGCUAAUAAUAUUUAUUGUAACACUGAUGAUUCUAGGAGUAACUUAUUUUCGAACCAACAUCAUGUGGUCUAUGCAAAGGCAACAAGAAACAUAGCGAUUUUGUCACCAUUAGAUGUUUCCUCUUAUGAUAAACCGAAUACAAAAACUAUAUAUUUACAAUUUUCACCUUCAAACACGCUGUUAUUAUUCGAACCAAAACGGAAACUGAAAAGUAAAAACAAACUAGAUAAUUUAGAUGGUGUUUCAAGACGCACUGCAGCUACAGUCGAUACCACGUCAAGAUUGCCUGUAGUAAACAUGGGUUCAGUUGUAAGUAAGGCUAUCUCAAAAAAAAAUGAUAAAACUAAUGGUGGCAAGGUCAAUAUUGGUUACAAAGAGAGUAAAAAUAGUAGUAGUAGUAGUAUCAGCGAAAAUAAUGCCGAUAAUAAUAAAAACAAGAGAACCAUUGAAAUUAGCAUUGGGAUGGAUAGAUCAGGAUUUAUUUUAGGUGAAGAAUUUCCAAUUAAUAUACACAUAAAACACUAUAAAAGUUAUAUCCAUCCAAUAGGUGUAAUUGCAACCUUGGUAAGGAUAUGUAAGGUUAAUACUGGGAGUGUCAUUGAAACUUUUAGGAAGGAUUUAUGUCAAAGUAUUUUACCAAUACUAACAAAGAAAACACCAGAAAAUGAUUGUGCUGACAAUGAACAGAACGAACAUGAGCAACGUUAUGAGUAUAAUGAGAAGCUAUGGCUAAAAAUCCCAAAUGCUUGUUUCCCUACAUUGAUAUUGGACGAGAAUUGUUGCAACUUUUUCAAUUUUCAAUAUUAUGUUGAGAUUUUGUUUAAUUUGUCUUCUAAAAACGAAGUUGUAACUGAAAGCAACCAAGUUUUGUUUAAUGGGGAUCAAGCCACAAUCACUUCUUUGCAUCAUCGUUUUUCUCAGCAGAACAAUAACCGUGAUACUACUACUUCUACUGGUACCGGUUAUAGCACCAUGAUUGCUAAUAACAAUGGUACAAAUCGUACCAACAAUGAUGAUAUUAUAGUAUUGCAAAAAUGUAAUUUGUCCAACAGAUCGGUGAACGAUUAUCAUUCUAUCAUAGAUGAUCCGAUGAGGGUUAUAUUUUACCAAGACUUAAUCAAUAUUGACCAAUUAAAAAAAUUAAAAAAUGUGACUGGUAUGAGCCUUGAGGUAAUAGUGGGGACCCAUCGAAACCCCACAAUCUGUAAAGAGAAUGAAAAUACAUCACAUGGUAAUGUUUCCCCCGCUACCAACAACAAUAGUAACGAUAUCCUUACCAAUAAAAAUUGUUUGGACAAUAUAUAUGAUCAAUUAUUAGCAUCAAACGGUUGUUAUGAUAAUGGCAAUAAUGAAGAUAUAAAUGUAUCAGACAAAUAUUCUUGGAUAUUAAAUAACACCAUACCAAAAUAUGCAUUACCAUCCUUUGGAUCAUCUUUCGAAAACAGUAACGGUUAUGAAGGUAGCAAUACAUCCAUAAUCGUGGAUGAUAAAAAGGAGUUAGAAAGAAAGAGAUUACAAAUGUUUGAAAGUGAGCCACCUUCUUCGUAA
Messenger RNA from Saccharomycodes ludwigii, 2274 nucleotides. RefSeq names its product Rim8p (gene RIM8). Lineage: Eukaryota; Fungi; Ascomycota; Saccharomycetes; Saccharomycodales; Saccharomycodaceae. The transcript has a single exon. Bases 1 to 2274 code for a protein of 757 amino acids. The record is from RefSeq and is a predicted model, not a curated record. Gene Ontology annotation, molecular function: ubiquitin protein ligase binding; protein-macromolecule adaptor activity. Gene Ontology annotation, biological process: ubiquitin-dependent endocytosis. Gene Ontology annotation, cellular component: plasma membrane; cytoplasm; cytosol.